This is a messenger RNA of Malus domestica (apple), 2612 nucleotides long. RefSeq lists its product as uncharacterized. The record is from RefSeq and is a predicted model, not a curated record. Lineage: Eukaryota; Viridiplantae; Streptophyta; Magnoliopsida; Rosales; Rosaceae. Gene Ontology annotation, molecular function: protein binding.
GAGAGAGAGAGAGGAGGAUUUUUGCCGCUUUUGCGUUUGGGUUUGGGGGGGUUUUUAAAAGGUUUUUCCUCACACCACCGAAAAACGAAACUGGUCUUCCCUUCCAAUCACACCCUCUGAUUCCUCCUCCAAAUCUCCGACCACCGUCUGUCAACCACUCCCUCAACGGCGCCGUUUCGGCGUUUCCUUCCUCUUCCUCCUGUCAUUUCCUUCUCUCUUCUCCUCCCCCAAUCUUGCCUCCGUUGAUCUCAUGGCCCGUCUCCUCUGUUCGGCGCUGCCGAACAACGUCGUCUUCCGCGAGGAUCGACCCUGCCCUUCGCCGCCCUCGCCGUCAUUGCCGACCACCAACCCCGAUCCCUCCGUCAUAGCCACCGAAUCUUGGGCCGGAGCCGAGGAGGCAACCCAGGAGAUAGUCUCAAAGAUUCAGCCCACUCUGGCGGCCCACCAGACGAGGAAGGAGGUCAUUCAAUAUGUGCAGAACCUCAUCACAUGUAACGUCGGGUGUCAGGUUUUUCCUUAUGGGUCAGUUCCUUUGAAAACGUAUCUGCCUGAUGGCGAUAUUGAUAUGACGGUAUUUGGCAGUGCAAACAUUGAUGAAGUCUUUGCAACUGAUGUGUAUGCAAUUAUGAAAGGCGAGGAGAAUAACGAAGCUAGUCCAUUUCAUGUGAAGGAUGUACAUUACAUUGAUGCCGAGGUUAAGCUUGUGAAGUGCAUUAUACAAAAUAUAGUUGUAGAUAUAUCCUCCAAUCAGUUAGGAGGAUUUAGUACACUGCACUUUCUUGAACAGGUUGAUAAUUAUAUUGGCAAAAAUCAUCUGUUCAAGCGGAGUAUUAUUCUGGCAAAAGCCUGGUGCUACUAUGAGAGUCGUAUUCUUGGGGCCCAUCAUGGUUUGAUUUCAACAUAUGCUUUGGAAACAUUAAUCCUAUAUGUUUUCCAUUUUUUUCAUUCGUCACUGGAUGGCCCUCUGGCAGUCCUUUAUAGAUUUUUGGAUUACUUCAGCAAAUUUGACUGGGAGAACUACUGUAUAAGUUUAAAUGGACCAGUAUGCAAAUCGUCCCUGCCUGAUAUAGUGGUUGAGGCACCAGAAAAUGGGAGAGAUGAUCUACUGCUGAGUGAAGAGUUUAUUAGAAAUUGUGUGGAAAUGUUCUCUGUUCCAUCAAAGGGGCAUGAGACAAACUUGCGAGCUUUUCCCCUGAAGCAUCUUAAUAUAAUAGAUCCGCUAAAACAGAACAACAACCUUGGGCGUAGUGUCAGCAGAAGUAACUUCUAUCGAAUAUGCAGUGCUUUUAAAUAUGGAGCUCGCAAGCUCAGUUGGAUUCUUUCGUUACCAGGGGAAUGCAUAGCAGAUGAGCUGCCCAAGUUUUUUGCAAACACUUUGGAUAGGCGUGGAAGCAAUGGUCAGACAAAUGUGCACAAUAAUGCGUUGUCUGGGGGUUCUGAAGCUUUGAACAUUUUGUUGGAGCUUGGUGGAGAUUUUGACAGUCAUGGAAUGAACCUGCAAUAUGGUCCCUUUUUCCCUGGAUCUGCUACAUCACCUCCUUUGUUGCCCAGUCCUCCCUUGUCACCUCAGCCAUGGAAAGAGAACCCAUGGGGAGGUACGUCUGAAGCCCUUCAGUUCCAUCAGCAUAUUAAUUCUCAAACUAACAUAAAUGGUGUUGAUUGGGGAGUACAUGCGUACCAAGCAAAUGAUUCCAUUAUCUCCGUUGCUGCUUUCAGAGGAGAAAAAAGGAAACCCCGAGGGACUGGAACCUACAUCCCCAAUGCGUCUUUUCAGUGUUACCGUCCCUUUAAGGAUAGGUUGCCUGGGAGGGGAAGGAAACAGGCACCAGGAACUUGUUUUCGAUUUCAGAGACACGCCUUUGGUUAUGGCUUCACUGUAGCUCCUCAAGAGUCAAUCUCCCCUAAAGAAUGCAGCCGAGAGCUCUCAGAAGUGGAGUACCCAAUUCUAGGUCAUGGAAACUCUGCGACAUUAGAUUACCAUCAACCUCACAUGCCUCUUUGGAAAUCAUUUCAUGGCAACAGUUUCUCCAACUUGCCAGCGAAACUCGAAUCUAGAUCCUCAUCCCCUCAGUUAUGGGAGGAGGCACCCAUGCCGGAAUUGGACCAUCAAGCAGAGUUUUUUGGAGCCGAUGAGGAAAGGAUUGAAGAACAAUCAAACCUUUUGAAAAAUGAAGAUCAGGCAUUCCACCUGAAAAAUGAAGAUGAUUUUCCGCCGCUCAACUCUCGAGUGCCGUUGAAGGAAGGAUUAUGCGUUGGACAAUGAAGACACUAGACUGAGCUUCCGGGAAGACUUGUCCCCCUCACCUUCGAUCUCCUUGGGACCUCCGUUGUUAGUUGUUUCGAUAUAGCAUACACAUAUUGUACAUUCUGGUUCGUUUUUGUAGUUACAUAUCUACGCGCACAGUCGUGCGCUUUCAUUGGAAGGGGUGGAUGAUGUAUAUACGGGGUAAAGUUGGCCCCUCGGCUUGUCAUUCCCUCCCAAAGUUUCUAGUUUUAAACACAUGAUGAAAUCUAUAAAUGUAACUAGGAAAGUUUUGGUUAUGUGGAUUUUUUUUGGUCGAAUGUUAUUUUGAAUCGAUGAAAGUUAAUUGCAGUGAAGUUGAGUUUAUUUU